UCAGCAAUCAAGGGUAUUUAGUCUGCAGCCGAGCAGAGAAAGGGGGGGAAAGGAUCUUUCAGGAAAGACACACUGCAGACUCGCUCGGCGGGCAUCCUGCUUUAAUGGAUACGGACUGCUCAAGGGAGAAAGGACUGAUGUGACACAUUUCUGCCUGGAAAAGGAACCAGCGGAGAAGAUAUGCCUGGGAUCGGCUUACGUGCAGAGCAGAGCUGGAAGUCAUGACAUGUUGUUGGGAGAGGUGAAUUGCAGAAACUCACCCAAUGCACCAAACGAGUUGGACGAUGCACUUUAUAGCCUUUUUUGCACUGUUCCUGUUCUUUUUCAACGGAGACGUGCAGGGCAAGAAUUUGAAAUACAGGAUUUACGAAGAACAGAGGGUUGGCUCGGUGGUUGCGAGGCUGUCGGAGGAUGUGGCUGAUGUUUUAUCUAAGCUCCCUAACCCGACUACGGUGCGCUUCCGAGCAAUGCAAAGGGGGAAUUCUCCUUUACUCACAGUCCGAGAGGAUAACGGGGAAAUCAGCAUAGGGGCGAAAAUUGACCGGGAACAACUCUGCCAGAAAAACUUGAACUGUUCUAUCGAGUUUGAUGUGAUCACUCUGCCCACGGAGCAUCUGCAGCUUUUCCACGUUGAAGUGGAGGUGCUGGAUAUUAAUGACAAUUCCCCCCAGUUUUCCCGACCUCUCAUCCCUAUUGAGAUAUCCGAGAGCGCAGCUGUCGGGACUCGGAUUCCCUUGGACAGCGCGUUCGAUCCAGAUGUUGGGGAGAACUCUCUCCAUACGUACUCCCUCUCUGCUAAUGACUUUUUUAAUAUCGAGGUGCGUACUAGGACAGACGGGGCGAAAUAUGCAGAGCUCAUUGUGGUGAGAGAAUUGGACAGGGAGCUGAAGUCCAGCUACGAACUCCAGCUCACUGCCUCUGACAUGGGAGUGCCUCAGAGAUCUGGAUCCUCCAUCCUCAAAAUAAGCAUUUCGGACUCUAAUGACAACAGUCCUGUUUUUGAGAAACAAUCUUAUGUAAUCCAGCUAUUGGAGAACUCCCCAGUGGGGACUUUGCUCCUAGACCUGAAUGCCACUGAUCCAGAUGAGGGCGCCAAUGGGAAAAUCGUGUAUUCCUUCAGCAGUCAUGUGUCUCCCAAAAUUAUAGAGACUUUUAAGAUUGAUUCUGAAAGAGGCCAUUUGACCCUUUUCAAGCAAGUGGACUAUGAGACCACCAAAUCCUAUGAAAUUGAUGCUCAGGCCCAGGAUAUGGGUCCCAAUUCAAUUCCAGCUCACUGCAAAAUCAUCAUUAAGGUUGUAGAUGUAAAUGACAAUAAGCCUGAAAUUAACAUAAACCUGAUGUCUCCUGGCAAAGAGGAAAUAUCUUAUGUUUUUGAAGGGGAUCCCAUUGACUCGUUUGUUGCUUUGGUGAGGGUACAAGACAAGGAUUCUGGACUGAAUGGAGAAAUAGUUUGCAAACUUCAUGGACAUGGUCAUUUUAAACUUCAGAAGACCUAUGAAAACAAUUAUUUGAUCUUGACUAAUGCCACACUGGACAGAGAAAAGAGAUCUGAAUAUAGUUUGACUGUAAUUGCAGAGGACAGGGGAACCCCUAGUCUCUCAACAGUGAAACAUUUCACUGUCCAAAUCAAUGAUGUAAAUGACAAUCCACCCCAUUUCCAGAGAAGCCGAUAUGAAUUUGUCAUCUCUGAGAAUAAUUCUCCAGGGGCAUAUAUCACUUCUGUCACAGCCACUGAUCCUGACCUAGGAGAAAACGGACAGGUCACCUAUACCAUUUUAGAGAGUUUUAUCCUGGGAAGUUCCAUAACUACCUAUGUAACCAUUGACCCAUCUAAUGGUGCCAUCUAUGCCCUCAGAAUCUUUGAUCAUGAAGAAGUAAGUCAGAUUGCUUUUGUGGUUGAAGCCAGGGAUGGGGGAAGUCCAACACAACUCGUCAGCAAUACCACAGUUGUGCUCACUAUCAUCGAUGAAAAUGACAACGUCCCUGUGAUUGUAGGCCCUGCCCUUCGAAAUAACACAGCGGAAAUCCCAAUCCCUAAAGGGGCUGAAAGUGGCUUCCAUGUUACCAGAGUAAAGGCUGUAGACCGGGACUCUGGCAUGAAUGCAGAACUAAGCUGUUCCAUAAUAGCAGGGAAUGAAGACAAUAGCUUUGUCAUAGACCCCAAAUCAUGUGACAUCUAUACCAAUGUGAGCAUGGAGUCCACUCCUCACACUGAAUGGGAGCUUACUGUACUUGUUCAGGAUAAAGGCAGUCCCCAGCUCCAUACCAAAGCAUUUUUGAAGUGUUCAGUUUUUGAGUUUGUUGAAUCAGUGACAAGUACGGCAAUGACCUCAGUUAGUCAGACCUCUAUGGAUGUCUCCAUGAUAAUAAUUAUCUCCUUGGGAGCUAUCUGUGCUGUCUUAUUGGUCAUCAUGGUCCUCUUUGCAACCCGGUGCAACAGAGAGAAGAAAGACAACCGGUCCUACAACUGUAGGGUGGCAGAAUCUACCUACCAGCACCACCCAAAAAGACCCUCCAGGCAGAUUCACAAAGGAGAUAUUACUCUAGUGCCUACAAUUAAUGGCACUUUGCCCAUUAGAUCCCAUCAUAGGUCAUCUCCCUCUUCUUCUCCCACUCUGGAAAGAGGGCAGAUGAGCAGUAGACAGAGUCACCACAGCCACCAGUCACUCAAUAGCCUAGUGACAAUCUCAUCAAACCAUGUGCCUGAGAACUUCUCAUUGGAACUCACCCAUGCUACUCCUGCUGUUGAGCAGGUCUCUCAGCUUCUCUCAAUGCUUCAUCAGGGCCAAUAUCAGCCACGACCAAGUUUUCGGGGAAAUAAAUACUCCAGGAGCUACAGAUAUGCCCUUCAAGAUAUGGAUAAAUUCAGCUUGAAGGACAGUGGCCGAGGUGACAGCGAGGCAGGGGACAGUGAUUAUGAUCUGGGUCGUGAUUCUCCAAUAGACCGGCUACUUGGGGAAGGUUUCAGUGACCUCUUCCUCACCGAUGGAAGAAUUCCUGCAGCUAUGCGGCUAUGCACAGAUGAAUGCAGAGUGCUGGGACACUCAGACCAAUGCUGGAUGCCACCUCUUCCCUCCCCAUCUUCUGAUUAUCGAAGCAACAUGUUCAUUCCGGGAGAAGAAUUUCCAUCCCAGCCACAACCCCAGCACCCCCAUCAGAGUCUGGAAGAGGAAUCCCAGCCUAAUGACUCCAGUGAAAAGAAAAAGAGUUUUUCCACCUUUGGGAAGGAUGUGCAGAAUGAAGAAGACCCUGGGGACACAUGCACGUCUUCUUUGCUCUCUGAAAUGAGCAGCGUGUUUCAGCGUUUGUUACCUCCGUCUCUGGACACCUACACUGAGUGCAACGAGGUAGACCGGGCCAACUCAUUAGAGCGUCGAAAGGGAACUCUCCCAGCCAAGACUGUGGGUUACCCACAAGGGGUGGCAGCCUGGGCAGCCAGUACCCAUUUCCAAAAUCCUGCCAGCACCACAGGGCCCACCCUGGGGACUCACUCAAGUGUGCAACCUUCUUCCAAAUGGCUUCCAGCUAUGGAAGAGAUUCCUGAAAACUAUGAGGAAGAUGAUUUUGAUAAUGUACUCAACCAUCUCAAUGAUGGGAAGCAUGAACUCAUGGAUGCCAGUGAGCUGGUGGCAGAGAUUAACAAGCUGCUACAAGAUGUCCGACAGAGCUAGAGAAGUUUGAAAAAAAAAAGCAUCUUUUUUUUUCCAUUUUUAUGGAAACAAGGGGGGGAAAGACAGAACUGGCAUUGCCAAUUAGUUGCAUUUAUCAUAAAUGUGUCUGUGUAUAUGGAAUAUUAAAUACUGUAUUUUCAUAUGUACACAAUGCAAGUGUGGUUAUCUUAAUCUGUAUUUUAAAAAUACAUUUGUACCUUAUAUUUAUGUGUAAUUUAACAAAUAAAUUUUAUUUUUCUACUCCCAUGGCAAGCAUGUCUUCCCUAAGUAUAUAAAAAAACCAGCCACUAUUUGAUUCUGGCAAAUCAUCCAGCCACAAGAGAUGAGGGUACUGCUUCCUAUUACUUGUUUGUUUGUUUUUUUGUUUUGUUUUGUUUUUGUUUUUUAAGAGAAAUAAGUGUCUUGGUGCAGAAUCAGCCCCACUGAAGUAUUAUCCAACUCUUAGUUUCAAUUGUGUUUUGAAACUGAAUUUUUAGAAUAAUAAAUUAGCAACUUUGCUGAACUUUAUUUUUUUUUCCACUGUCUUCCUUUGUCUUUUCCUAUAUUCCCCAAACACACUUCUUGUGCUUGGUUAGAGACUUGAAGUCAUGUUGGUAUAAGUGAAACCUCAUAUGUUGAAAAAAAUCCAUUUGUCUCAAAACAUUCACAUUCAUUCAACAAUCAAUGCCAGCACUGAGUUUCAGUCCAUCCUUGCAACUAGUUAAAGGUGCUAAAGACAAUGGAAUCAGUCUUUUGCUUAUUGCCCGCCUAGGCUAAACUCUGGACUGACACAGAGAGCCACAUGGGUGUCUCUCCUAAGGUAGUAAAUAGAACCCAAUUUUUCCUGAACAUGUAUCUUAAUCUCCUCCCACACUUCACAAUCUCUUCCCGGAUACUUGAAUGUUUUUCUUAUCUGCCAAACUGUUUGUUAUGAUGUUCACUGUUAAUUCCCUCAAUCCCCCUCCCACUGCAUGAUUUCAUUUAUAACUUUUAUUCUUAGCAUAAGAAAGUUUUUUAAGUCACAUUUUUGUGUUGUUCUUGUUGGUCUAUUUUUGCUUUGUUGUGUUUUAAGCUAUGCCUCCUCCUUUAUUUAUUGUGAAGUUUUAUUUGGAAUCUUGAAUGCCUUGGUAAAUGGGUACACUAUUAUGGUUAGCCCUGCACUGCUCUCAUUUAUUACUGAACUACUAUUAAUGUCAUUUCUAUGAAUAAAAAUGCCAUUCUUGUACUACCCAGUAACUCUGUCAAUGGAAAUAAAUGGAAAAUGAAAACAAA
Messenger RNA from Vombatus ursinus (common wombat), 4922 nucleotides. It is a transcript of the gene PCDH18, whose product is annotated as protocadherin 18. Gene Ontology annotation, cellular component: plasma membrane. Gene Ontology annotation, molecular function: calcium ion binding. The transcript has 5 exons. Lineage: Eukaryota; Metazoa; Chordata; Mammalia; Diprotodontia; Vombatidae. The coding region runs from base 264 to 3671 and encodes 1135 amino acids. Gene Ontology annotation, biological process: homophilic cell-cell adhesion. The record is from RefSeq and is a predicted model, not a curated record.